This is a messenger RNA of Seriola dumerili (greater amberjack), 4491 nucleotides long. It is a transcript of the gene b4galt1l, whose product is annotated as beta-1,4-galactosyltransferase 1. The record is from RefSeq and is a predicted model, not a curated record. Bases 1931 to 3067 code for a protein of 378 amino acids. Lineage: Eukaryota; Metazoa; Chordata; Actinopteri; Carangiformes; Carangidae. The transcript has 6 exons. Gene Ontology annotation, biological process: carbohydrate metabolic process; protein N-linked glycosylation. Gene Ontology annotation, molecular function: cytoskeletal protein binding; beta-N-acetylglucosaminylglycopeptide beta-1,4-galactosyltransferase activity.
CUGUUUCACUUUAAUCACCAUCACAUAUCUGAUCAGUUUGAUCUAUAAAUAAAUAAAUUAUAUGACCAAUCACGUCACUUGUACACUGACGGUAAAGUUACUCUAAUGACAAAAAGCAAGUCAACAGUUUAUUUUUCUUACAGACGACACAAGUUUUAUAAAUCAAUAAAUCAGGAUUUGAUAUCACAAGGAUUGUGACCUGAUAAAGGACUGAUCAAACAGAGAUCAAUGAUUCAGAAGAUCAAUGAUAUAGUCAAUGAUAGAGAAAGAUUGACCAGUGAUUUUGGGACAUUGAGCAGUGAUUUAGAGACAUUGAUCAGUGUUCAUUGAUCACUGAUUCAGAUCAAUAAUGAUAAAUUUGGUGGUGGGCGGUAAUGGAACGUCACAGAUUGACACAUGCGGGAACCACGCCUCUUGCUGAAUCUACUCCACAAGUGCACGACAACACCCGGAAAUAUGGUACAUCUUCCUUCAAAAUAAAAGCCUAAUACUUGCAAUGGGGCUGGAAUAAGUGGAACGCAAGGACUGGUGUUGGUUUUUAUGUCUGGCCAUUUUGUCUUUUGUAUACUGAUUUUGCUGAAAGUUUUAUAGUUAUAAACACUAAAAAUAACAUAAAGUAACAAUAAAUGCAAAAUGUUAGGAAAUAAAAUUGUUUACAUACUAUCAACAUAGCAGUUUGACAAGUUUUCCAAGGAAAAAUAAACCUUUGACAUCAUCACAUUAUAAAAAUUUUGCGUAGAUGAAAAGUGUUAGUAUAGUGUAGUUGAUGUAAUCAGGGUAACUUAAUGUUAUUUAAGACUACUUUUAUCUGCAGUCAACAAAAUAAUGAAGAAUUCCACUGUGUUUAAUUAUAAAAAGUAAACAAAAAAAAACAUAAAUUAGAAAAUAGUAUUACACAUUGAUUUUCAUUUUGUGGAUUUGGUGCACUUAAUUCUGCUUGUUUUCAGAUAUUAUCUUCUCUCUCUUCUGUGUCAUAUAUCAUCCCUUCUAUGUGAUAUAAAUGGGUAUCAUUAUUCUGCCUUUCAACCAAGGAUUAAUAAUUGAACACACAACACACUCCUGCCAACACACAUUACCUGAACAAUCAGAGUUCCAGCUGCUGCUCUGAGUGAGAAUAGAUGAGUGUAUUGACAAGUUAGCCCAAGUUUGGAAUUAGAUACAAGUUGUAAAUAUUUUUUCACUAAUUUAUUUGAUUGUUUUGUAAAAACGUUUGUAAAUGUAUCAUUUUGUUAAAUCAUAAAUACUGAAAAAGUCUGUAAUUAUUCUGGCGGCUCUUUAGACGCAUUCGAUUUAAUUCGAACAUGUUUUAUUGUGACAUCCCCGACCGGAAGUGUAGUGGACAAUUUCGUCGCCCUGACAAUUCGGGGUUCUCCGUGGUGACUGAACCGAAGUUUGCCGAGUUUUUCCGUCACUUUUUUCGUCGCUGAUUAAAACCAGCAGUUUUUUGCGGCAGAUGUUGAAACGUUUUCGUUGAUGUUGUUCGUCGGAACGUUUCCAGGUCACCGGAAGAACUUUUUUUAAUCUUUUACAGCUGUUUUCAACGGGACCACUUAACGGAGACACGAAGUUCCCGAGCGGCUAACCCUGUGUAGCCGUUAGCGUCAGCAGUUAACUGUCUCACUGAGCGGAGGGGAAGCUAACUUCUCUGUGUUAUCUGACGGUGACAGAUCUGCAACGACUCUUAGUUUUGUUUUUCGGCUUCUCUUCCGGGAACGUUUCGUUUUAAUUUGACUGAACCUCAGCGGACAAAACUUUCAAACCACCUUCACCGAAAAAUGGAGCCCAAGAGAAGCAGCUAACGGUCGGUUAACGGGAGGAAGAACAGUGGGAAACAGUGAAAAACAGUUAAUUUCUGGUCUUGAAGCUCUCACAGCGGCCGACUGAAGCAGCGCGUCCGGUGGGUUUAAAGUAGGUGAAUCAGUCGGUCAGGAUGCCCGGAGACUCCUCCGUCAACUUUAAUCUCCUCCACCGGACAUGUAAGCUGGUGGUGCUGCUGUGUUUCCUCCAUAUCUCUGUCACUGUCGUGUUCUACGUCCGCUCCCUGGACAUCCGGUUCGCCUUCGUCCAGAACCAGCAGUCCAAUAACAAUGCCACGCAGCGGAACCAUCUCAGAAACACCGGGUUCACUUCCAGAGCCGAGCUGAAGAAGGCCGAGUCCAAGAGGGACCGACCUGAGGCGGAGCCGAGAGACGAACCGCAGCCCCCGGAACAUCACCCGGAGGCGAAGCAGGCAGAGGAGCCGGAGAAGAAGCUGCAGAAAUGCCCUGAGACAUCACCUCUGCUGGUGGGGCCUCUGCGGGUGGAGUUCAACACUCCGGUGACCCUGGAGCAGAUAAAGAAGGACAACCUCAACCUGCAGCUGGGGGGGCGCUCCAGACCCAGAGACUGUGAGGCGCUGCAGAAAGUCGCCAUCAUCAUCCCUUUCCGCAACCGAGAAGAACACCUGAAGUACUGGCUGUACUACCUGCACCCCAUCCUGCACAGGCAGCAGCUCGACUACGGAGUCUACGUCAUCAACCAGGACGGAGACGAGAUCUUUAACCGAGCCAAGCUGCUGAACGUGGGCUACAUGGAGGCUCUGAAGGACUACGACUACAACUGCUUCGUCUUCAGUGACGUGGACCUGAUCCCCAUGGAUGACCGCAACACCUACAGGUGUUUCAGCCAGCCCCGACACCUGUCUGUGUCCAUGGACAAGUUCGGCUUCAGGUUGCCCUAUAAUCAGUAUUUUGGUGGAGUUUCUUCAAUGAGUAAAGAACAGUAUCUGAAGAUCAACGGCUUCCCCAACAACUACUGGGGCUGGGGAGGAGAGGAUGACGACAUCUACAACAGGUUGGCGUCUAAAGGCAUGUCCAUCUCCAGACCGAGUGGCGAGGUGGGAAAGUGUCGGAUGAUCCGACACCAGAGAGACAAACAGAACGAGCCGAACCCUCAGAGGUUUGACCGGAUCGCUCAUACCAGAGAGACGAUGCACAAAGACGGGAUCAACUCUCUAUCCUACAGAGUCGUGAAGAUCGACAAAUUUGACCUGUUCACUCAGAUCACAGUGGACGUGGGGAAGCCGUGACCAGGAGGUCAUGUGACUGGACCAGGAGAGUGACGCUGCCUCUGACACUUGAAUCUCUCAGUUCUGGUCUGGAGGACCAGACGUGCUGGACUCAUCCUUUCUGCUGUUUUCUGUCAUUUUUCCUGAGACUGAAGGUCUGUGUUUUUCUCUGCGGGUCCUCGACGACUCGUCUCUGAUUGGACGCUCACUGUUACCAAUGGGCUGCCUCCAUUUGUCAGUCAGACGCUGCUGCUGUGAAGCAUCCUGAACGAGCCUUUUAUUUUGAAAAUCAGACAAUCAGAGCAGCACCAUCAGGACUGCUGGGUCACAUGGUCCAGGCUUUACUGGUCGGGGAUUCUGGGUAUCAAGCAGGGCGGUUUAGAUCUGAUCUGACCCUGAUACUGGUUCUGUUUAGUGAUCCCGAUUCUGUUGAUGUGGUUCUUAACUCAUGGUCCACUUACAGAGACCUGAUCCAGGGUCAGAGACAAACAGCAGCAGGUUAGAGUGGACUAAACUGACCCUGUGGAAAAAAAUCACAGUGAUCCGGAUCACUGAGUCACUGCACUGAUCUGGAGACUGAAGCUACUUUCACGAACUGACAGCUGGUACAUGAUGUCACAUGAUGUCAGUCUGACUCUGUGACCAGCGUUAGUGUUAGCGUUAGCAUUAGAAAAUUCAAACUUUACAGAAACUGAUCAAGGAUCAGAACCAGAUCUAAACACCCAGUCUGAUAGAGAGAGUGUGUGUGUGUGUGUGUGUGUGUGUGUGUGUGAGAGAGAGAGAGAGUGUGUGUGUGAUCGGUCCCUAAAUUAAUGAUGAAACGAGAUCAGCUUCAAACCAAAAAGUCUGUUAAUGAUUAUGUUGAUUAUUGAUUAAUCAGCUGACAACGUUCAGUUAAUUGAUCAGUUAUCAGUUUAGUCUGUGAAAUGCCAUCAUAUCAUCAUCAUGAGAUGACCAAAAAUCGAUCAGAAUUAUUGAUUGAUUCAUCGAUUGUACAAAUGGCUGCAGAUUCAUCUUCAGCUCUACAUCCAGUUUUGAUUUGAUUUGAUUUGAUUUGAUUUGAUUGAUUGAAUGAUUGACUGAUUGUAUCUCUAAGUGUCCUUAUAAGAGCUGUUGGAACCAAAGACUUUAUUUAAAGUGAAUGUGAUCAGCUGACAGCUCGUUAUUGAUCCAGUCUAAGCAAAACAAAUAUCCACCAUUUACAUGAAACAAUCAGUGUGUGUGUGUGUGUGUGUGUGAUCAUGAUGCUGUUGUCUCUGUGUCGACAGGUUUGUUUGUUUCAGACCAAAACUUGAUUCUUUGUAAAGUGAAUAAAUCACCUUUGUAUGUGCCUUAAAUUAGCCCAGUGUAACUGUUGAACUGGUGGAGGGAACCAGUCGGUGUAAAAAUGUGAUGAGGUCUGUUUGUGGAUCUGGGUCUCAAUAAAUCCAGUUUGAUGUUUGUGA